UGAAAUUGGAGAAAAAUAGUGAAUGAAACGACGAUGCGUUUAACCUCUGGAAAUACAGGACAAUGAGAAUAUGCGACCGCUACUUCUUCUUCCUCCUCCGUCGUGUUACUGUUAGUUAGGGCUUUCUCAGCUUCAGAUUAUGCGUUUCUUCGAUCUCUUUCUCAUCACAUCAAACGACGUCGUACCCCAUCACCAUUCCAAUUCCUCCAUCGCUUCCUCUAGCUGAUCCGCGAAACCUAAAUUAUCGCCGUGAUCGCGCACGCGUGAAACGGUGUGGUUGUGUGUGUUCUGAGGUAGAAAGAAAGAAGAGUACUGAAUUGUCAACAGCAUGAAUUACCUUCUUGGAGCUUUCAAGCCGGCAUGCAAUGUCGUGAUCACGUUUAACGAUGGGAAAAACCGGAAGCAGGUGCCAUUUAAAAAGGAAAAUGGUCAAGCAGUUUCAGUGCCACUUUUCCAAAGUCAAGAAAACAUUGCUGGGAAGAUUACAAUAGAACCAAUGCAAGGGAAGAAGAUUGAUCACAAUGGCAUAAAAGUUGAGCUCCUUGGACAGAUAGAGAUGUAUUUUGACAGAGGAAACUUUUAUGACUUUACUUCCCUCGUACGAGAACUUGAUGUUCCUGGAGACAUCUAUGAAAGGAAAACAUAUCCCUUUGAAUUUUCUACUGUUGAAAUGCCAUAUGAGACAUACAAUGGGGUGAAUGUGAGGCUUAGGUAUGUCUUGAAAGUGACCAUUAAUCGUGGUUAUGCAGGAAGCAUAGUAGAGUACCAGGAUUUUGUGGUCCGCAACUAUUCUCCACCCCCGCAAAUUAACAAUAGCAUCAAGAUGGAAGUUGGAAUUGAAGAUUGUCUACACAUUGAAUUCGAAUACAACAAAAGCAAGUAUCAUCUGAAAGAUGUCAUUAUUGGUAAGAUAUAUUUCUUACUUGUCAGAAUCAAGAUAAAAAACAUGGAUCUUGAGAUUAGACGUCGAGAAUCAACAGGAUCUGGGACCAACACCCAUGUUGAGACAGAAACAUUGGCUAAAUUUGAGUUGAUGGAUGGUGCUCCUGUCAGAGGUGAAUCAAUCCCAAUCAGACUGUUCCUCAGUCCUUAUGAGCUGACACCAACCCACCAUAACAUUAAUAACAAAUUCAGUGUGAAGUACUUUUUAAAUCUUGUGUUGGUUGAUGAAGAGGACAGGCGGUACUUCAAGCAGCAGGAAAUCACAAUGUACAGGCUGCAAGAAACUUCGUGAUUAAUUAUCAUACAGUGAAUGAAUAUUAAGUUUGAUUAUCAAAAUAAAAGAAGAUUGCAACGGUGAGCUCUUGAAUUUGGAAAUGAAUCAUGCGAGUCCUGUUUUCAAAGGGGUAAAAUGGCUUGGUAUUCCAACAUGCUUGAAAUUCAAAACUUGCAAUGAUAUAUAUUGACUGAUCUCAUAUUCGUGCCUUGGCACUGCUCUAUAAUUGUUAGACAUACCAUCGCAGGAAGCAUCUGUUGUCUGUACUGGAUUGUUAAGAUCCAUGAGAAUGUGGUAACUGGUAACCAACUAUGUACUUGAAUGUGAAUUGUGAUACCUUAGUUCUCUGGUUUUUCUUAUCAGCAUUGCUUCACAUCACGAACAUAAUGAUUCAUUGUUCAGUUUAUUUUGAGCAGACUGAAUCUGAUGCAGGACUCUGGUUUGUUUAUGCAUUGAAUUUGCUUUUUUUUUGUCA
Messenger RNA from Lotus japonicus, 1691 nucleotides. RefSeq names its product vacuolar protein sorting-associated protein 26A. NCBI's taxonomy places the organism in Eukaryota, Viridiplantae, Streptophyta, Magnoliopsida, Fabales, Fabaceae. Gene Ontology annotation, cellular component: endosome; retromer complex. The record is from RefSeq and is a predicted model, not a curated record. Gene Ontology annotation, biological process: intracellular protein transport; retrograde transport, endosome to Golgi. The coding region runs from base 329 to 1234 and encodes 301 amino acids. The transcript is spliced from 12 exons.